Meloidogyne enterolobii is the source of this 489-nucleotide messenger RNA. The record is from the annotation of a GenBank genome assembly. NCBI's taxonomy places the organism in Eukaryota, Metazoa, Nematoda, Chromadorea, Rhabditida, Meloidogynidae.
AUGGCUGAAAAUAUUGAGGAAAUAUUAGCAGAAAUUGAUGAAGACCAAAUUGAAGAAUAUCAACACUUUUUUGAUUUGUUUGAUAAAGGUAAGAAUGGUUAUAUAAUGGCUACACAACUUAGCCAAAUAAUGGAUGUUAUGGAGCAGGAUUAUGAUGAAAAAACUUUGAGAAAAUUAAUUCGAAAAUUCGACGCUGAUGGUUCUGGAAAAUUAGAAUUUGAUGAAUUCUGUGCUUUAGUCUAUACAGUAGCAAAUAGUGUAGAUAAAGAGACACUUCGAAAUGAAUUAAAAGAGGCUUUUAGAUUGUUUGAUAAAGAAGGUUAUGGGUAUAUUUCUACGGGAACAUUAAAAGAACUUUUACAUGAAAUAGCCCCAGAUCUUAGUGAUAAAGAAUUGGAUGAUGCUGUUGAUGAAAUAGAUGAGGAUGGAUCGGGGAAAAUUGAAUUUGAGGAAUUUUGGGAAUUAAUGGCUGGUGGGGAAUAUGAUUAA